AUGGGGAAGACCGUGACCGUAUACCGAGGCUCUAAAGAUGGAGUAAUACAUUCAGAGCAGAACAAGGUCACGUUGGAACCCAACGAUGUCUUUGUUGAGAUUACGCACUCCGGUGUCUGUGGGGCGGACGAGUUGUUUUUGAAAUCCGGGAUCGUCCUAGGCCAUGAGGGCAUCGGUAUCAUCCGACAAAUCGGGAAGAACGUCACAACGGUCAAGAUUGGAGAUCGUGUCGGGUUUUCUUUUGUCCAAAAAGUGUGCGGGUCGUGCCAUAAUUGUUUGAGUGGCCGAGACCACUAUUGUAUCAAGAAGAAGCAGUAUGGGCAAGAUCUUCAGGCAAGCGGGAGCUUUAGCCACGGCGCUGUUCGAGACGCGAGUUGCAUUUAUGCCAUCCCGGAUGGUUAUCCUUCUGAGUAUGCGGCACCUUUAAUGUGCGCGGGUGCUACUGUUUGGAAUGUCUUGACUUCGAACAAUAUUCGUCCGGGUGAUCGAGUGGGAGUGAUGGGAAUUGGAGGCCUCGGUCAUCUCGCUAUAAAACUAGGGGCCGCUAUGGGAUACCAGAUGGUAGCAAUCUCUUCAAAAAACAAACAUGACGAGGCAAUCGAGCUCGGUGCAUCUGAGCAUUACGUUAGAGAUCAAAUGGACCAGGCCGGGGGUGACUUCAGGCUCCUUAGACACCUCAUUCUGUCGGGGAGUCCGGAUACUGACUACCAAAAGAUUUUGUCCUUUAUGGAUACCGAUGGCGCUAUUUACCCUCUCACAUCUGCCCAAAAAGCUGCGCCAAUCUCGCUAUCUUCGUUAAAUACCAGGGGGAUCCGAAUCCAAGGAUCCAUGGUCGCUCCUCGUCAUUCCAUUCAAAGUCUUCUACAAUUCGCUGCAGCUAAGAGCAUAUACCCACGGGUGAUGACGUUCCCGUUGGAUAAGGAAGGUAUUGAACAAGCUUUACAAGAGCUCCGAGAUGGUAACAUGAGAUACCGAGGUGUCCUUGUGCGUGGCCAAUAG
Aspergillus caelatus is the source of this 999-nucleotide messenger RNA. Its product is annotated as NAD(P)-dependent alcohol dehydrogenase. Gene Ontology annotation, biological process: alcohol metabolic process. The record is from RefSeq and is a predicted model, not a curated record. Lineage: Eukaryota; Fungi; Ascomycota; Eurotiomycetes; Eurotiales; Aspergillaceae. Bases 1 to 999 code for a protein of 332 amino acids. The transcript has 3 exons. Gene Ontology annotation, molecular function: alcohol dehydrogenase (NADP+) activity; zinc ion binding.